Molecule: messenger RNA, 747 nt
Organism: Pyrus x bretschneideri (Chinese white pear)
Lineage: Eukaryota; Viridiplantae; Streptophyta; Magnoliopsida; Rosales; Rosaceae
Product: thioredoxin H-type-like
Exons: 3
Coding region: 118-516 (132 amino acids)
Source: RefSeq, a predicted model, not a curated record
CAUGCCAAACGCAGUCGAUUUGAAGAAAAUAGUUAAGCUUAACUAUUUAAAUUAAGCUUAUUAUUGUGUUUUAUCGUCAUCUCUCAGAGACAAAGAGAAGAAGAAGAAGAAGAAGAAAUGGGAGGUAACACGUCACACUUUGAAGACUCGGAUGAAUCGGAUGAAUUUCCACGUGAACACAAGUCUCGCAUCGUGGCCUUCCAUUCCGAGGACCAAUGGAACACCCACUUUGCUGCCGUCAAAGACAGCAAUAAACUGAUGGUGAUUGAUUUCACGGCUAAAUGGUGUGGACCUUGUAGAGCCAUGGUGCCAAUCUUCAGAGAGUAUGCUGAUAAAUUCACCGAUGUUGAGUUCGUCAAGAUUGAUGUCGACGAGCUAUCGGAUGUGGCAAUGGAGUUUAGUGUGCAGGCAAUGCCUUCAUUUGUAUUCGUGAAGAAAGGGGAGGUGGUUGAUAAGGUCGUGGGGGCCAUGAAAGAUGAACUGCAGAAGAAGAUUGAGAAACACAGGAGAUCAUAAUUAAGUUUCCAGAAGAAGAUUGAGGAACACAAGAGAUCAUAAUUAAGUUUUAAUUAGUAAUCAAUGAAUUAAUUAACUGAUGCUGUGGUUUCUUGGAUAGUACUUAUGUACUCACUUAUGAGUACCAUAUAUACUUAUUUUUUGGUUUGGCCUAAUCAAACACGUGUUUCUUGUUUUUUAAAAGUUAUUAUGACACUAUUUUUUAAAACAAUAAAACAUGUAUUAAAAUAA